Balaenoptera ricei (Rice's whale) is the source of this 1844-nucleotide messenger RNA. RefSeq names its product cAMP responsive element binding protein like 2 (gene CREBL2). Gene Ontology annotation, biological process: regulation of DNA-templated transcription. Bases 334 to 696 code for a protein of 120 amino acids. The record is from RefSeq and is a predicted model, not a curated record. NCBI's taxonomy places the organism in Eukaryota, Metazoa, Chordata, Mammalia, Artiodactyla, Balaenopteridae. Gene Ontology annotation, molecular function: DNA-binding transcription factor activity. The transcript has 4 exons. Gene Ontology annotation, cellular component: nucleus.
CCGCGCGUCGCGCUGCCGCCUACUCUCCGGUCCGGGCCUCUCUCCAGGGCGUCUGUAAACACAGCCGGAGCUUGUCAUGGAGGGGGAGGAGGAGGCAGCGGCGGCGAAGGGAGGCGUUCUGCGCCGCCUCCAGGGUCCGCUCUGCCAUCCCUGAACUGGUCUCUCGUCCCCAUAACUGUGGCAUCAGGGAAGCGAACUGUUAGGCGAGAGGAGGAGGCAGUCAGAACCUUAUCCCGUUCUUCCCCCGGGGCUGGGGCCGGGCCGGACCAGGCCGGCUGAGCCGGGGGAGGGCCGGGGGAGGGAGCGCCCGGCCGGGCCGGCCUGUCUGCCGAGAUGGAUGACAGUAAGGUGGUUGGAGGUAAAGUGAAGAAGCCCGGCAAACGUGGUCGAAAGCCAGCCAAAAUUGACUUGAAGGCAAAGCUCGAGAGGAGCCGGCAGAGUGCAAGAGAAUGCCGAGCCAGAAAAAAACUGAGAUAUCAGUAUUUGGAAGAGUUGGUAUCCAGUCGGGAAAGAGCCAUUUGUGCCCUCAGAGAGGAACUGGAAAUGUACAAGCAGUGGUGCAUGGCAAUGGACCAAGGGAAAAUCCCUUCUGAAAUAAAGGCCCUACUCACUGGAGAAGAGCAGAACAAAUCUCAGCAGAACUCAAGCAGGCACAUGAAAACUGGGAAGACAGAUGCUAACAGCAAUUCCUGGUGAAGAGCAUAUAAAAUGAUGAGUCAGUGAUUGAAGCCAAUAUUCUGAUUCUUACGGAGGAUGAAUAGGCAAGAUUGUACUUCUUGGCUCCAUUUACUACCUACUGCUCAGUCAUCUCUGUAAAUUUGCAGUUUCUACCAAAAUGUGUGAUCAUAGAUCUCAAAGGAUUUUGCUUUAGUUUUCAACACUUGGAAAAGUUACAAACAUUCAGACCCGUUCUGGUUGGUAUUGCCACCCAUGGCAUUUAACAUGUUGCAAUGCUUGAAAGCACAGUAGAGAGACUGAGUGAAGAUUAUAUUUUUUGCACCUCAACUCCACAUUGCUUUAUUGGUUAAUUUAUAUUCUUUCCAUGUAAUUCAUGUAAUUGUAUGUGUAUGUGUGUUUAGGUGUCACUUCCUUUCAUGUUUUUGAUUGCCCUACAAAGAGAAACCAAAUGGGCUGACUACUGAUUAUAAGUUCUCAGCCUUUAUGGACCUAAUCUUAUUUCUUUAUAUUUACUUGAGUAAUGUUUAUUUUCUGCAUGAACCAUUUCUCCUGUGAGCCAUUCCAGCAUAAGCUGUGAAUAUGUAUUAACAAAUAUAUACAUUUCUAUUUUUAUAAUCCAUAAUGAUAUGCCCGUUUUAAAUAAUGUACACAUUAACAAAAUCCAUCAAGAAAGCCCUUAAGAUAGCCUCUAUUUAAAACUUUUGUUGCCAUCUUUUCAAACUGUAUUUAUACAGGUUUGCUAGGGCCUAAUCUGUACUUGGAGAAUAAUUAGUCAAACUUUAUUUUUAAAUAAGAAGUAACCUGUUAGGCAUUUCAGUAGCAUAUAUCGUCUUGACAACCCAUACAGUGUGUUUCUAUUGUAUGUCUAUAUAUGUAUAUGGGGAGGGCAGGAGUGAAUGUUCACACACAUUUCGUUGUGUAAUCACCUAAUUUGGAGAAUUUUUCUAAAGAAAAUAGGAUGAAAUUAGCUGCUGAGAUGGAGUUUCUGCCUCAAGAGAUCUGGAACGAAAUGAGGCACACAUUGCUGGUGGAUCUAAUGGCGGUAGCCAUAACCAGAACACUUAGUUUCUGAUUAGAGUUUCCUUAUGAAUGUAUUCUGAGCCAGAGAGAAACACACUGUGGGUGUGCAUCCGGUUCAGCCCUGGCCGUGCCUCCACUCUGGAGUG